GUGAGAGUACAGCCAGCAGAACAGCAGAUCUCCUGGGUUCCCGGAAUCCUAACAAAAAAAUACAAAACGGACAGAAUACCCUCUACAAAAAUGGAGGUGCAAUGCAACCCCGCUCUGAUCACUGAGGUAUCGUUGUCGUUUCGAGAUGAACUGACAUCAACCCUACAAAACGCGCUCGGUGUUGCUGUGGAUAUCGCAGUUGUUGAAAUCUCCAAACUCCUCGACAGAGCGCUCAGGGACGUUCAGGAGAAGAUUCAAGAAGCUCUACGAGACAACCAUGCGCUCAAAUAUAGGCUAGAAACAGCCGAGAUCCAACUGUCUACUGUGCGAGCGCGUCUGGAUCAACAACCACAGGGUCUUGAAGAUUUUACAAACGGUAAUACCAGCCAGCCAGCGAAAUAUUUACCCAGGGCUGAGCGGGGGCAUCGACCGUUUAAAACCCUUCAUGUCGUGCGUUCGAGCCCAAUAACGUUGCAUGAAACUGAACUCGGUCUGGACUCUGAACACAAUUACGAGGUAUGUGGAUCAAAGGAAACACGUUUAUUAAAGAAAGAAUCAGACUGUGCGAUCACACAUGGAGGUUUGGGAGCACAGACGUUAAACUCAAACACACAAGAAGACAGCACCCAACAUAGAUUAGAUGAGACAACUGACAAGAAUGAAGUAUAUCCAAAAAUGUUGGAUUCCAGCAUGUCCAAAGAUUUCCAGGCCUUUCCUGGGACAAGUACAGGUGAGCUCACUGAUUGUCCAUCCUUCGAAGUGGCUGUAAAGAUGGAGAAAGAAGAAGGCUAUGGUGACUCAAUCCCUGUGUCUGUCCCCGGAGAGGAGGAGCCUAACUCUGACAGCCUCUCUCUGGCUCAGUCUCAAUUGCUUCAAGACUGGAGACCUCAGCCAUUGUAUCUAGAGGACUGCCAGUCAAACCAGCCCUGCCAGUCCACCAGCCUUCCUCUGGACCAAGAUUUUUUGUCAUCCUCGACCACAAGCCAACAUGGUCACGUCCCUAAACGCCGCAGGAACCCCGAAAGCCGUCAAUAUCCAUCAGACCGAGGCUUGUAUCAUUGUGGCUUAUGCGGUCGAGGUUUCAACCGUAAGCACCAUCUUAAAAUCCACCAGAGGAUCCAUACAGGAGAGAGACCGUACGCCUGUUCUGUCUGCAGUGCGCGUUUCCGUCACGCGUUGACACUCACACGCCACUUCCGCAUCCACACAGACAAGAAUGAAGUAUAUCCAAAAAUGUUGGAUCCCAGCAUGUCCAAAGAUUUCCAGGCCUGUCCUGGGACAAGUACAGGUGAGCUCACUGAUUGUCCAUCCUUCGAAGUGGCUGUAAAGAUGGAGAAAGAAGAAGGCUAUGGUGACUCAAUCCCUGUGUCUGUCCCUGGAGAGGAGGAGCCUAACUCUGACAGCCUCUCUCUGGCUCAGUCUCAACUGCUUCAAGACUGGAGACCUCAGCCAUUGUAUCUAGAGGACUGCCAGUCAAACCAGCCCUGCCAGUCCACCAGCCUUCCUCUGGACCAAGAUUUUUUGUCAUCCUCGACCACAAGCCAACAUGAUCACUUCCCUAAACGCCGCAGGAACCCCGAAAGCCGUCAAUAUCCAUCAGACCGAGGCUUGUAUCAUUGUGGCUUAUGCGGUCGAGGUUUCGCUCGUAAGCACCAUCUUAAAAUCCACCAGAGGAUCCAUACAGGAGAGAGACCGUACGCCUGUUCUGUCUGCAGUGCGCGUUUCCGUCACGCGUUGACACUCACACGCCACUUCCGCAUCCACACAGACAAGAAUGAAGUAUAUCGAAAAAUGUUGGAUCCCAGCAUGUCCAAAGAUUUCCAGGCCUGUCCUGGGACAAGUACAGGUGAGCUCACUGAUCGUCCAUCCUUCGAAGUGGCUGUAAAGAUGGAGAAAGAAGAAGGCUAUGGUGACCCAAUCCCUGUGUCUGUCCCUGGAGGGGAGGAGCCUAACUCUGACAGCCUCUCUCUGGCUCAGUCUCAACUGCUUCAAGACUGGAGACCUCAGCCAUUGUAUCUAGAGGACUGCCAGUCAAACCAGCCCUGCCAGUCCACCAGCCUUCCUCUGGACCAAGAUUUUUUGUCAUCCUCGACCACAAGCCAACAUGAUCACUUCCCUAAACGCCGCAGGAACCCCGAAAGCCGUCAAUAUCCAUCAGACCGAGGCUUGUAUCAUUGUGGCUUAUGCGGUCGAGGUUUCAACCGUAAGCACCAUCUUAAAAUCCACCAGAGGAUCCAUACAGGAGAGAGACCGUACGCCUGUUCUGUCUGCAGUGCGCGUUUCCGUCACGCGUUGACACUCACACGCCACUUCCGCAUCCACACAGGUGAAAAACCUUAUGCUUGUGGACAGUGUGGAAAAACUUUUAGAAACGGUGGUGGACUAAAGUUCCAUCAGUGUUCUAUCACAACAUCUGUAUGAAUCCAGUAUUGCUACUGUUAGUUUAGGUUGCAGGCCCAAUCUAAUGUUCAGUAACCCCAGGAGCUGUAGGGGUACCAAGAUGAUCUUCCUGCUUUCACCAGAAGUUUCUCUAAUGGCGUUUUGAGAUAGUUUGUGCAACUUAAGGUUGCUUUGGUAUGAAACAAAUCUGCCAAAUACGUGCCCAUUUUACCGUAAUGCCUUUCAUUUGUCAAGUGCCUGACAGCAAGACUCUCAACAGGACUCUGUUGUUAAAGCUUUUAGAUAUUUAAAAUGAACUGUAAACUCAAAAGAUUUACUGUAACACAGCUCAAAAAACGUCCUGCUUUUAUUUACACUAAAUGUUUGUAAAUAUUUGUUUUUACAUAAAAUGGUUGAUUUAA
This is a messenger RNA of Triplophysa dalaica, 2801 nucleotides long. RefSeq lists its product as uncharacterized. The record is from RefSeq and is a predicted model, not a curated record. The transcript is spliced from 7 exons. Gene Ontology annotation, biological process: regulation of cytokine production; regulation of immune system process; negative regulation of transcription by RNA polymerase II. Lineage: Eukaryota; Metazoa; Chordata; Actinopteri; Cypriniformes; Nemacheilidae. The coding region runs from base 91 to 2421 and encodes 776 amino acids.